Panicum virgatum (switchgrass) is the source of this 531-nucleotide messenger RNA. RefSeq lists its product as uncharacterized. The record is from RefSeq and is a predicted model, not a curated record. Lineage: Eukaryota; Viridiplantae; Streptophyta; Magnoliopsida; Poales; Poaceae. The coding region runs from base 1 to 531 and encodes 176 amino acids. The transcript has a single exon.
AUGGGCUACGACAUGACUACCCUGGUGCCAUCCGACCAGGCCUUCUACGACAUCGUCCCAGGAACCGGGUCGACCCCGGUCGGCCGGGUCACCCUACCGGUCACCUUCAGCACUCGGGACAACUACCGGACCGAGUACGUCAACUUCGAGGUCGCCGAGUUCGAGACCUCCUACCACGCCAUCCUGGGAAGACCCUCCCUUGCAAAAUUCAUGGCGAUCCCCAACCACACGUAUAUUCUCCUGAAGAUGCCAGCUCCAAAGGGGGUCCUCUCGGUCUACGGAGAUCUGCAGACAUCCUACGCGUGCGAGGCCGAGAACAUCAAGCUCUCUGACACCCUAGAACGAUCCAGGAACUCGGUUCUUGUUGCCCAUGCAGCAAAGAACCUCCCGGCGGACCAGCAGCAAAUCCCCGCCAAGGAGUCGACUUCCCAGUCGCAGCUCGUGCCAGCAGUUGCUACCAAGAGCAUCAUCCUCAAGGAUGAUGAGCCGCACAAGACAGCCGUGAUCGGGGCCAUCCUCGACCCAGCAUAG